UAUUGCCAGUCAGUUGUGCACGCGACGACCGCGCCGCUAGUCGACUCAAGCCGCCCGCCACCGCGCGCUCGCUGCUCAUACGUCACGUGGCACGGAAUACAAAUACUUCACAACUUUCGCUGACCUAUCACAUAUCUCAUCCGAGUCCCUCUCUCCUUACUCUACCACGUCCAUUGCACCACCACAAUGUGACAACGUGAUACAAUCACCACUUUUGUUUACAAUCUAAUGCGUACAGUUCUACCAAAAAUGACUCACAGUGUUUCUAAAGUUUAAAGUGUUAUGCCUCCAUGGCACUGGUGAUCAAGACGUCGCAGUCGCUACUUGUGGAAUGCUAAACGCCGACGAAACUGAACACGGACGAUAUAAAUAGAACGCCCGAUUAACAUUCCAUGUAAUGGAAUAAAGGCUAUGAUUAUAAUUCAUGGCAAAAACCACUUGUGUUUAUGUGAACUCUAAAUAAAUCCGGCCAAAAUGAUUGCUGAGCGAAGAUUGCUGUGGUCUGUUAUGACCGGCGUUUUAUUAAUAGCUCCCAACACUGCAGCAGAUGUUCAACAAAUACAUGGGCCGGUCAUUAUUAACCCAUCUAAAAGCGAAAUAAUAUUACAAACUGGGCAAAACUUUACGCUAAUCUGCACGAGCAACCGUCAAGUACAAUUUAAGCAACAAGAAAUACCAGAAGAAAUAACGGGGAAUUUUUACACGGAGGAAAGAAAUGAGACGUCAGAAGACGGAUCAGAGUACAGGGCGUUCCUUGACCUGUACAAUGUUGACCAGUUCGCGGUUGGCUACUACGCCUGCUUCGAUGACACGGUUGACAGCGCCGAGCUACUGCGCGACGUUGUCGAGGAACCCAACAAUACCGCCCACGUAUCUUACAUAUACGUCUACGUCAACGGCUCGACAUUGUUUGCACCUAUGAGGUCGUUAGUUGUAGCAACAGGCGACUCAAAAUUUCUGGUCGAAUGUAAACCUACGUCACCUGAAAUUAAAGUCCAAUUAACCUUGGACUUUGCAGACAUUGAAUAUGACCGAUAUAAUCCUAAACUUGGGUUCACCAUCGAUAGCGAUGUACUGUCUGACUCUCUCACAAGCAUAUUCACAUGUGGCUUUGUGAAGCAAGGCAAUAUUGAAUACAAAGACGUUAUUGUACACAAACAUAUAAGAGCCAAUGCUCCUAAGCCCACUAUAUUUGGCGGAUUGCAGUACUUCCUCGAUGGGGAGACAUUUAUGAUAAAUUGUACUGUUCCGGUUCAGAGGAACAUUCCUGUGCAUCUAUCUUGGGUGAUUCCUGGAGACUGGUCGAAGGUAUCCAAUAAAUCGAAUGCUUACAACUGGACAGAGGACAACCCGAUCUUGUACAAUAACAUAACAAUAAAAAAUGCUGGUAGAGAGGACGCGGGCAACUACAUAUGUGUGUCUAAAACCAGUAACACGAAUUCCAGCAAUUUCUCGAAGUUAUAUUUGGAGGAGCCGAUGCUAAAUGUGAUCAAGAGGAAUAAAGAUGUCAUGGAAGUCAAAAACAUGAGAUCUAUUCGAUUAAAAAUUGACAUAGAUUCAUACCCGCCAGCUAACGUUACAGUAUACCGCGACGACGCUAUUCUGCCUGAUAUUCCGGAUAAGUACGAGUUAGAUUACGAUCGAGUACAUAAUUCUUUCACGCUUAAGAUAAAAAAGUUGGUAGCUGAAGACACUGGCAUAUACACGUUCCAUGUUACAAACCAGCAUAAGUCGAAAUCUGUCGCCUAUGACCUAAGAUAUCCAGAAUCUCCUAAAGUGGAUUUCGGUCCAGAAAUUGAUAAGAAAUACAUGAUUAAAACACAAGCGUCUUUAGUCUGCGAAGCUGUUGGAUAUCCAUUGCCUGAAAUAACUUGGGUAUUCUCUGACGGCACUGACUCAACAACGAUUAACAAGAAGUACCAACAUGAUGUGAUCAACAAGGCGUACAAAGUAACGUCCACGCUUACAUUAGAAGUGCGGUUAUCCGGUUACAUAACAUGUAACGCUGAGAAUGUAAAAGGAAAUGAUACUGCAACCCGAAGGUUCUUAGUGUACGAGAUGCCAAACGGCUUCGGUAUCAAAAAUGAAAACAAAUUGUGGUAUUCAGAAGGCGACAACGUCACGUUGGAAUGUUUAGCUUCUAAAUAUGAAUUCGCUAAUGUAACCUGGUAUGAUGAUAAAGGUUUCGAACUGACAAAUGUGCUCUGGUCGGAGAAUGAAUUUUCUAAGAUAGCAAGCUUGAUAUUGGACAACAUCAGCGUCUUACAGGCUAGGAGGUACACUUGUGAGGGUGCUAAGGAAGAUGGUACUCUGGAGAGUUACUCUGUGAAUGUUACGGUUGCAGAAAUCAAGCCACCUGUCAUAGUUGACACGGGCGAACGUACACAAGAUGUCGUUCCAUUCCAACCAGUAAAUAUGACUUGUGAAGCUGAUGCAGUUCCACCUCCAAAAAUUGAGUGGUACAAGGACCAAGUCCCACAAGAAGAUAAUGAGAAUGUUCAAAUAGAUACAUUCAACCUAAACCAAACAACACUGAAGUCAACGAUACGGAUCCCAUCAAUGCAGGAAGAGUUUGCCGGCACGUACGAAUGUAAAGUGAUAAGCCAAAACCAUAUCCGAAGCAAGUACCACAGUCUAGUGCUGAAAGAGAAAAUGACGCACAGGAAUACGUACCUGAGUGUAGCGGGAGUGAUAUUCUUUAUCCUUAUCCUCCUGGUGGUGUACUUGAUUUGGAAGAUAAGGAAGGAGAAGCAGUUCAGGAAGGAGUUGGCGGCCGCUGGUCUCCUGUACUUCAAAGAAGGAGUUACGAAGUCCAUCAACCCUGACUUGGGUAUUGACGAACAAGCCGAGCUGCUUCCAUAUGAUGAGAAGUUUGAGUUUCCCCCAGAGAGAUUGACUUUCGGCAAGCAGCUAGGCGCGGGCGCAUUUGGAGUAGUGUACAAGGCCGAGGCUCGGGGCAUCAUCAACGCCGAGGAAUCCACCACGGUCGCCGUCAAGAUGGUCAAGAAGACCGCAGACAACAUGUACAUUAAGGCUCUGGCUUCCGAACUCAAGAUCAUGGUGCAUCUUGGCAAGCACAUCAACAUCGUCAACCUGCUUGGUGCUUGCACUAAGAACGUUGGCAAACGUGAGCUGAUUGUGAUUGUCGAAUACUGCAAGUUUGGGAACAUCCACAACUACCUGCAGAAACAUCGGGAGGUGUUCAUCGACCAGCUGAACGAUAACUCUGAGAAAACUCUGGGCAAGGUCAACAGAGGUUACUCCAGCAGCAGCGGGAACAGUGGGUUGCACUCAGAUUACUUCGGGUCAAACCACACGCAAGACACUGAUCACACUUUCCUGAACACAGCUAAUACAAACCGAUCAGCUAGAAAAGAUAAUCCAAAUCAAACUAAGCAAGUGGAACUUGCGAAAGUAUCAGAGUCGGGGUACAUCCAGCCAGAAUGGCGAUCGAACUAUGAGAGCGACUAUAGCUUCGACGGCCGCUCCCCGCGCCCGCUGUGCUCGCGGGAUCUACUCGCCUGGGCCUUCCAGAUUGCCAGGGGAAUGGAGUACCUGGCCAGUAGGAAGGUGCUUCAUGGCGACUUGGCAGCCAGAAAUAUAUUAUUAGCAGAAGACAACAUAGUCAAGAUUUGUGACUUUGGCUUAGCAAGAAGUAUUUAUAAGAACGACGAAUACCAGAAGAAAGAAAAUAGUCCGUUACCAGUGAAGUGGCUGGCGAUAGAGUGCAUGACAGAUCGCAUCUUCUCGACGCAGUCGGACGUGUGGUCGUUCGGCAUCGUGUUAUGGGAACUGUUCUCACUAGCCAAGACACCCUACCCUAACAUUAGCCCACCUAGUCUUCUGCAAUGGUUAAGUGAGGGACACAGACUAGAGAAACCAGCGUAUGCUGACGAGCGAUUAUACGACGUGAUGAAACGUUGCUGGUCACAGAAGCCGACGGCGCGGCCGACCUUCACUCAGCUGCAAGAGCUCCUUGGGUCCUUCUUAGAGGACAACGUUCGGAAUCACUACGUGGACCUGAACGCGAUGUACGCAGACAUGAACGCAAAGCACGCUGGCGAGGAAGAUUACUUGGACAUGGUGAGCGCGCCAGACUACAAUAACCUGGUGACCCCCAGCCCGCACCACUAUGUCAACGACGCCAGAAGCUUCUUCCCGCCUACGCCUACGCAGCUGCCGCAUGACGACGAAGGCUACUUACAAAUGAGUCCUGCAUCACGACAAACAGUAUUCAAUCCACGCGCUCAGGGCACCAAAUUCGAUUUUGACGCUCGGAAAUUGACCCCUAGAGUAUCGGAGGCGAAUAGUUACGGGUCGGAGUCUACGCCGAUGUUGACCUUGAAUAACCUCCCAAGGAGCGGGUCGGAGUCGGACCAGGAGGGCAACUCCUCGCCGUACUUGAACAUGUGCCCGCGCAUCGACGAGGAAACUGAUGACGUGUUCGGCACCAAGGAGAACAACGCCAAGAACGUGCAGCCCAGCGCAGUGACCAACCCUACCUACAUCACCCUCUCAGUGGACAACGACAAGAAGCCGCAGAACUUCGCCAACACUUACAUCAACGUGAACGUACCGAAUGGUCUAGUCAAAUAAGGACAGUAAAGUAUUCGCUUGGAAGGCGCUAAUGAUCUCUAAAAUGCUUAUCAGUAGGAGUCAAUUUAUUACUGUCUCGCUAAGACUCGAUGUCGGUCGAAGCGCGAGCUUUAAAUUUUUCGUCACUGUCAACAGAAAAGUUUUCAAAACAAUGUUUUUUCAUUAUCCUUAUUUGGGAUUUAUACUCGUCUUUAGAAACUGAAAAAUGAAACUACUUAAUUGUUUAUAUAAAUUGAAAAGUACACUUUAUUUCACGUCUAAACGAAUGUUUGAAUGCAUCCAAUGAAUGAUCGAUGUACAAUUAGUUAUGUUCAAUCUUUACCCCACCAUUACUUUUAAUAGUAGGUAUUAUAAUUAGGUACAUUAUACGACAUGUAUUAUAACUAUGAUAUAUUUUUUUCCAAUCAUUCCUCAUUUUGUUUCUAAUGCUAACGUAUAAAUUAUAAAUGAAUAUAUUUUUCUACGCAUUUAUGAAUACAUAGACAUUUACCAAAAAUAAGUACAUUUCGACGGAAAAGAAUACAUAUUAUUUUGUUGUUAUGUUUAUUUUAGUGCAAACACAUGCAUGGGCGACUGAUUUGAUGUUGUUAUGAUGCAAUGUGAGAUGAGCUCGGACAUUUAGAAAGAUUUUAUUAAUUUUGCCUGAAGAUAUUCGAGUAAAUGUUUAGGUAAAAUAUUAUGUCUUGGGUUCUACUAAUUUGGAUAUAUCGUAGCAGUGGUAUGCAUGAGAUGUAAAUAUACAUGUGUGAUAGGCAUCGCCCGUGCCCGUGUUACUUUAAAGUUAACUUGAUAUUCAAGUUUGAUUAGUUUUUAUACCCUGUUUACAUUUAAGUUUACCAGUUAUUGCAAUUCAAAGUCUAUGAUAUGUUUCUAAAAAGGGUAAUGCGUCUAGUCUGAUUGAAUGCAAAAAUUAAAAACGAUUCUAAAUAAAUAUCUAAUAUGUCUGAAUCUAUUGAAUACUUACGUACAAUUCAUUUGAAUUCAUCAGUUUGAUGAACAAUGAGGUAGACAUGUAAGAUAUAUUUGAUUACCUUUUUAGUUUUUGAUCAAAUUAAUAUUUGUGUAGUUUGUACAAAAAGUAUAAAGGCCAUAUAAAAAUCGAAAUAAAUAUGAUAUUAUGAAAAA
Molecule: messenger RNA, 5721 nt
Organism: Pectinophora gossypiella (pink bollworm)
Lineage: Eukaryota; Metazoa; Arthropoda; Insecta; Lepidoptera; Gelechiidae
Gene: Pvr
Product: vascular endothelial growth factor receptor kdr-like
Exons: 24
Coding region: 475-4596 (1373 amino acids)
Biological process (GO): multicellular organism development; protein phosphorylation; positive regulation of kinase activity
Cellular component (GO): signaling receptor complex
Molecular function (GO): ATP binding; transmembrane receptor protein tyrosine kinase activity
Source: RefSeq, a predicted model, not a curated record